Frieseomelitta varia is the source of this 1558-nucleotide messenger RNA. It is a transcript of the gene Hat1, whose product is annotated as histone acetyltransferase type B catalytic subunit. Gene Ontology annotation, molecular function: histone binding; histone H4 acetyltransferase activity. Gene Ontology annotation, cellular component: nucleus. The record is from RefSeq and is a predicted model, not a curated record. Bases 182 to 1411 code for a protein of 409 amino acids. Lineage: Eukaryota; Metazoa; Arthropoda; Insecta; Hymenoptera; Apidae. The transcript is spliced from 7 exons. Gene Ontology annotation, biological process: subtelomeric heterochromatin formation.
AAUCCAGUCAAUUCUUAAUCUUUGAAUAGGGUUGUAACUAGCUUAAAUAACCGCUUUAUUUUUGGCGCGAAGUUGUUUUAUAGUUAUGUUUAAGUAAUAAAAAGUGGUGAUUUAUUGAAAACUUAUACACAAUUAUCAAAAGGAGAUUAAUUCGUAUUAUUUAUUUUAUUGUUAAUAUAAUAUGGAAGAUCCAGCUACCGCACGUUUAAAGUAUUUAAUAGUAAGCAGUAAUGAAGCUUUAGAAUUUAAAUUAGUACGCUCUGUUGAUGAUUUAGAGAAUGAUGAAACCAUAUUUAAACCAGAAAUGUCCCAUCAAGUAUUUGGAGAUAGUGAAACUAUAUUUGGCUACCGAGAUCUUAGAGUAAAGUUAUAUUACUCAGCAGGUUGUUUAGAAACUUAUUUAGGUAUGACUUAUUCAGAAAAAAUAAACAAACUACUUUAUGAAGGAGUUGAAGCUGAUGAAAUAUUGCCCAAAAUUGCUGAGAAAUUAGCUCCACAAGUGCAUACUAAUAUAGAUGCAUUUAUUGAAUCUUUAAAAAAGGAUGACACAUUUAAACCUCAUGGUGUACUGCUUCAUUCAUUUUCUAUUAAUGAUGAAGGUUGCACAAGAAAAUUUGAAGUUUAUAAAGCAGAUAUGACGUAUAAAGGUUUUAAAGAAUAUCAUCAACGUCUCCAAACAUUUGUAUUGUGGUACAUAGAUGCAGCUAAUUUUAUAGACAUUGAUGAUGAUCGGUGGCAUUACUUUAAUAUGUUUGAAAAAUAUCAAACAGCAGAUGGUAUUAUUCGUUAUGCAACUAUUGGUUUUGCUACUGUAUAUCAAUACUACGCAUAUCCACGUCAUACUAGACCUCGUAUAGCUCAAGUCUUAAUUUUACCACCAUUUCAAAAUAUGGGUCUUGGUACACAUUUGUUGCAUGCUAUUUAUUGCGAAUACAUUGGAAGAAACCAGGUCAAAGAUAUAACAGUUGAGGACCCUUCUGUGACCUUUCAACGGUUAAGAGAUUAUGUGGAUGCAAUAAAUUGCAGUGCAUUGCCUAGUUUUUCACGAGACUGUCUACAUCAGGGUUUUAAUAAAACAAUGGCUGCAGAGGCUAAAGAGAAAUUCAAGAUUAAUAAGAAACAAGCUCGCAGAGUAUACGAAAUUUUAAGACUACGGGCGACAGAUUUAACAAAUGAGCAAGAGUAUCGUGAAUAUAGAUUAGAUGUGAAAAGGAGAUUGAAUAUUCCAUACAGACGCGAACAAAAUGAUUUAAAAAAGUUGGAAUGUGCAUUAAAGAAUAUUGAUAAACGUGCGAGCAUUACUUUACCUACACUGGAUCAACGUAUGCAAACUCUUGAGAAAGAAUACAGAAGCUUAGAAGAAGAAUAUAAGAAAGUAAUUAAACGUUUGGAGGACGCAGAAGAACUUUGAAAUUUAAUAUUUUUUUCUGUUUCUUAUUUUUAUUAAGUUGCCUGUGUACGAAACGAUUAAUACUGUUUGAACAUGAAUUAUUAGUCAAAACAUUUUUUGUUGGCUCAAUUUUCUAUUGGCUUAAUAAAGUUUCUUUUUAUUAAAUAA